AUCUAAAAAGUUCCAUUCCAACCACAAACACGCGCGCACAAAAUAUCAGUGUCUCUCUUCUCUUUCUCUCAUCACUGAUCGGUGGCGAAAGGCAAUGGUGAUGACACUCAGAGCCUCGGCCACCACUACACCUCCUCUCCCAUCGCCUCCUUCUUCACUACCUUUACCACCCAGAACUUUUUCUCUCUCUAAAACUACACCCAAAUCUCAAUUCAGACCCACCUCUUUAUCACUCCCAACUUCAACCACUCUCUCUCUAUAUGCUUUCUUCACAACCCCCUACCAAGCCAAAGCUCUCGAACUCCCCAAAGACCAAAUAGUCUCAUCUCUCACUCAAGUGGAGAGUACGAUUGAUCAAGUCCAAGAAGUGGGUUCGAAUUUGUUUGAUGUUGCACAACGUGUUUUUCAAGUUGUGGCCGAAACUGUGAAGCCAGGCAUUGAUGUGGCGUUCCCAAUCUUGAGGCAGGCCGGAGAACAGGCGGUGAAGAUUGCUUCUCCGGCGGUUUCCGAGGCUUCGAAGAAAGCCCAAGAAGCAAUUCAGAGCUCAGGCUUUGAUACAGAGCCUGUUCUCACUGCUGCUAAGACUGUAGCUGGUGCAGCACAAAAGACAACAAAGAUAAUUGAAGAUGUCAAACCUAUAGCUUCAUCAACGGUAGAAACCAUCUCAUCGGCAGACCCCAUUGUAAUUGUUGGAACUGCUGGAGCAUUAUUUCUGACAUACCUCCUCUUUCCUCCCAUUUGGUCAGCCGUCUCUUUUAGCCUUCGUGGAUUUAAAGGUGAGCUCACUCCUGCUCAAACCCUCGAUCUCAUGUCAACAAAGAAUCACCUGAUGAUUGAUAUCAGAUCGGAGAAGGAAAAAGACAAGGCUGGUAUUCCUCGCCUUCCUUCCGGUGCCAAAAACAAGAUGAUUGCAAUACCUUUGGAAGAAUUACCAAGCAAACUAAGAAGCCUUGUUAGAAAUGUAAAGAAAGUAGAAGCUGAACUAUUAGCUCUGAAGAUUUCAUAUCUCAAGAAAAUUAAUAAAGGUUCCAACAUUGUGAUCAUGGACUCUUACUCGGAUUCAGCCAAACUAGUUGCUAGAGCACUUACAAGUCUUGGAUUCAAGAAUUGUUGGAUUGUGGCUGAUGGGUUUUCUGGAAGCCGGGGCUGGAUACAAAGUCGGUUGGGAAUAGAUUCGUACAAGUUCGCUUUUGCAGAAGUUAUCUCCCCAUCCCAAGUAAUUCCCGCAGCAGUCAGACGUUUUGGUACAACCGGCUCGGCAAAGUUUCUUCCUGGGAGCUCUGAUUGACAUUUUUUCUUUCAGCUUAAGUCUUGUGAUGUGUAUCCUUGUUUUAGAUUAGAGAGUCCUUCACAAUCAUCUCCUGUAAAUUUUUGACCAGUUUUAAUCAAUUUGGUCAUCUUUUGCCUCAA
Messenger RNA from Cornus florida, 1410 nucleotides. RefSeq names its product calcium sensing receptor, chloroplastic. The transcript is spliced from 6 exons. Gene Ontology annotation, biological process: regulation of stomatal closure; de-etiolation; cellular response to calcium ion. Bases 95 to 1288 code for a protein of 397 amino acids. The record is from RefSeq and is a predicted model, not a curated record. Lineage: Eukaryota; Viridiplantae; Streptophyta; Magnoliopsida; Cornales; Cornaceae.